Chara braunii is the source of this 1164-nucleotide messenger RNA. The record is from the annotation of a GenBank genome assembly. Lineage: Eukaryota; Viridiplantae; Streptophyta; Charophyceae; Charales; Characeae.
CGGUGGACAUUGCUCUUCCUCGUGGACGUGCGCGAAUGGAGGGAUGCGAUGGGGGUGGCCGUGCUGUGCUGUCGCGGACGGCGAGGACAGCUGUCACGGCGGCUGCCGUUGCCGUAGUCCGUCGAUACGAAGCGGAGAGGGCGGCGGGCCGCAUGAAGGCAGUGCUUUCCAGGCGGCGACACAGGCUUCUGCUGCAGAGGGUGUUGGACGCCCCGGACUGCAUCACGACUUCGGAGGCCGUGGUUCAGCUGUGCUCUGCAAUCGGCUCCGGUGUGCUUCCCAGGGCGACGCCACGUUGUUGGAUGAGGCGGAGAACUGGCGGGACUUGGGAGGAUUUGCGGGUGUGCGAUGACGCGACGGAUGACUACUUCCGGGAAAAGCUCUGCAUGUCGAGGAGAGUGUUCAUGGAGAUCACCGAAGCCUCUGCGCCUCAUUUGCAACGACAGGUCACGUUUUACAGGGAGCCGCUUCAGCCGGAUCAGAUCGUGGUGUACGCGCUGUAUAGGUGGGCAACAGGAGAGUCGUACGACAACAACACAUCAUCGUUCAACAUUGGUAGAGCAUCCGGAGUUCGAGCCGUGCGCGAUGUGACAGCCGCGUUGUUGAGGGUCUACGGGGACAAGAUAUCGUGGCCGACGGGGGUGCGUAAACACGUGGUGCUACGAGCGUUUCAGGACAAGGGCUUUCCCAACUGCCAUGGCGCAGUUGACUGCACACACAUCUACGUGGACAAACCGGCAAUCGCUCCGAGCGAGAACUACUUCGACCACAAGCACCGUUUCUCCGUCAUUGCGCAGGUGGUGGUGGACCUGGAUCUGCGUGUGCUUGACGUCUUCGUUGGCUACACUGGCAGCUGCCACAACAUUCGGGUGAUCCAGCUGUCAAGUUUGUCGAAGUGCGCGGAAGAGGGAACGCUUUUUCGCGGGCCGCCUAUAACGCUGCCAGGAGGGGUGAGGACGAACGGAUACAUCUUGGGCGACAACGGGUAUCCUCCUUCAGAAUGGAUAGUGGUGCCGUACGGAGGAAUCAAUCAGCACCCGGACGAGGAAAGAAGUUGUGGACGACAUGGCGAUGAGCAAUAACAAGAGCAUGAGAAUAGAAGCUGUGGACGCGAUUCAGACGAUCAUUAUCGAUUAUCGUGCAUGAUAAACCCGCAUACAACAG